CAGAGGCAAGUCGAAGGCAGACUGACCCGCGAUCACAGGCACUGCAGACAUGUUGACGGUUCUGGCUCUCAUGACACUACUGAUGGUCUCUGUUGAGUCGGAUCUCUCCAAUGAAGAGUGGAAGUCUCUGAGUAACCCACAGAGCCGGACCCUGUUUUUCCGGAUCUUGCAGUCGUAUCUUGAAGGUAGAGAGAGUGAAGCUCAAGCCAUGGGAAGGAAAACAAACCUAAAGGAGAACAAAAACAGCAACAUGGAAAACAAUGGUUAUGACAAAUACAAUCUCUUUCUUCACAAUGACAUUAAUGAUGUUUAAGGGAAGAUUUCAUCUGAAUUUCAUUACGUUGAACUUGUAUAUCGGGUUUUGUUGUAGAUCUGAUAGUUUAGG
This is a messenger RNA of Danio aesculapii, 385 nucleotides long. RefSeq lists its product as uncharacterized. The transcript has 3 exons. Lineage: Eukaryota; Metazoa; Chordata; Actinopteri; Cypriniformes; Danionidae. The record is from RefSeq and is a predicted model, not a curated record. The coding region runs from base 50 to 313 and encodes 87 amino acids.